AUGCUUGAACGUGAAAAGGGAAAGAAGAUGCUUGAACGUGCAGCAGCAGCAGCAGAGGAUUAUUCUUCUUUCCAGAUGCUUGAAUGUGCAGCAGCAGCAGCAGAGGAUUAUUCUUCUUCCCAGAUGCUUGAACGUGCAGCAGCAGCAGCAGAGGAUUAUUCUUCUUCAGCUUUUGGCAUAGCUAUGGCUGAUUCCAUCAACUCAAAUGCCAAUCAAAAUGCAAAUCCAAACUCAAAUAUUUCUGAUCCAUCCCAACCAAACAGCCCCUAUUUUAUUGGUUCCAAUGACAGUUCUGGAGUCCUUCUUGUCACUCAAAUGCUUGAUUCAAGUAACUAUCAUUCUUGGGCACGUUCAAUGAAAAGAGCUCUUCGCAUCAAAAACAAACUUGGGUUUGUUGAUGGAAGCAUUUGUGAACCAUCUGAGGCUGAUAGUCCAUUGAUGGAUCAUUGGCUUCGAUGCAAUGACAUAGUCAUCACCUGGCUGCAAAACACCAUGUCAGUUGACAUUAAGAGCAGCACCCUUUAUGCUGAGACUGCUCAUCAACUGUGGAAGGAACUUGAGCAACGACUUGCACAGCAAAAUGCUCCAAGGAUUUAUGAAGUAAAGCAAGGUAUUGCUACAAUAAUGCAGAACCAAGACACUGUAAGUAUGUAUUACUCUAAGUUAAAAACUCUGCUAGAUGAAUUGAUGAACUAUGAGUCUAUUCCUAACUGCACAUGUGGGGGUUUGAAAACAAUAGUGGAUAACCACGAAAGAGACUGGGUGAUGAAGUUUCUUAUGGGUUUAAAUGACACAUACAAAGCCCUUAAGGCUCAGAUCCUUCUAAUCAAGCCUUUCCCUAGUCUAAAUGAAGUGUACUCCAUAAUACAAUAA
Molecule: messenger RNA, 873 nt
Organism: Carya illinoinensis
Lineage: Eukaryota; Viridiplantae; Streptophyta; Magnoliopsida; Fagales; Juglandaceae
Exons: 2
Coding region: 1-873 (290 amino acids)
Source: RefSeq, a predicted model, not a curated record